CGAGGAGGCUCCUGGCCUGAGCCUGUGGAGGUCAUUACAUGGUGCAGCCAUGUUCCCGGGUCACUGCAUGUGUCAUACAUGUCAGCGAGGCUAGCACCAGAUGAUCAUCGUCACCACAGCCAGAGCUGUCGCCUGUAACCCGUCCUGACAGAAUGACCUCUGCACGGCUCCUGUCUCCUAAUCCUCCAUCCAAAGCUUGAAAGGGGUUAACCCUGUCGGUCAGAGUUUACAAUGCCCUGACAAGGAAGUGAUUCGCAGAGUCUCUUGACACUUGGAAGCCGACUCUUUCCUCCUCCUGCCGCUGAGUCUGCGAGAACACAAGACGUUGCCGAUCCACCACCCGGCUCACGACAAGGCGUCGGGAAGCGAUUUGGAUAUUUGCAGCCCAAGGUUUACCAUUUGUAUCCCGGCCAGCGGUGCCCGCAGCGACGAGAGCCGCUCUCCAGCCAGGAGGGGGUUAAUCUCUGGGCAGCUGUUGCUGCUUCCUCCUUGGACCAAUUCACAGAAAGCAGCCUGCCGCAUCCAGACAUAAGAAGAGAAAUGGAGAAAAGGGGGAGGGCAGGGUGAAGGAGGAAAAACGAGAACUACCCCUCCUCGUAUUCCCCUGACAAUACCAGCAUUGGAUGACAUCACAUGGAGGGGGAGUGAUUUGUGGGCACUGUGGACUUUAUGUGUGAACAUACAUCACUUCCUAGUGUUAUAGAAGGGGGCACCCUGGCCGCUCAGCCUGCCUCUGCCUUCACAGCCCCUCUGGAUGUCGCACACCGCUGCCUCCAUCGUAUGACCUGCGCCAAUACAUGGCUUUCCUACCCAACAAUGGACUGCACCAUCCUCCAGCCAGGAGAGUGUAUUCAAGGAUGGAGGCCUCCUGUCUGGAGCUAGCACUCGAGGGGGAACGACUUUGCAAAGCGGGUGAUUUCAAAGCUGGCACUGCUUUCUUCGAAGCUGCUGUUCAGGUUGGAACCGAGGAUCUGAAGACGCUUAGUGCCAUCUACAGUCAGCUGGGCAAUGCCUACUUCUAUCUGAAGGAAUACUCCAAGGCUCUUGAGUAUCACAAGCAUGAUCUAACACUUGCCAGGUCCAUCGGAGAUCGCAUUGGAGAGGCAAAAGCCAGCGGAAAUCUUGGGAACACACUAAAGAUCCUCGGUCAGUAUGAUGAAGCCAUUGCUUGCUGUCAGAGGCAUCUGGACAUUUCUCGAGAGCAAGGAGACAAGGUGGGUGAAGCUCGAGCGUUGUACAAUGCCGGGAACGUUUACCAUGCUAAAGGAAAGCAGUUGUCGUGGAACAUGCCUCAGAUCCCAGGAGACCUGUCCGAAGAGGUCAAGGAGACCUUGUUAAAGGCCACUGAUUAUUAUGAGAGAAAUUUAGCUCUGGUAAAAGAGCUCGGUGACCGGGCCGCUCAGGGCCGAGCGUACGGAAAUCUUGGUAACACGCACUACCUCUUAGGCAACUUCAACGAGGCCAUCGCUUUUCAUAAAGAGAGAUUGUCCAUUGCUAAGGAGUUUGGAGAUAAAGCUGCUGAGCGAAGAGCAUACAGCAACCUGGGCAACGCUCAUAUAUUCCUCGGCAAGUUUGAUGCUUCAGCAGAGUAUUACAAAAAAACCCUGCAGCUCUCCAGACAGCUGAAGGAUCAGGCGGUGGAGGCCCAGGCUUGUUACAGUCUGGGUAACACUUACACAUUACUCCAGGACUAUGAACGAGCUAUAGAAUACCAUCUCAAGCAUCUGUCCAUCGCCCAGGAAUUGGGCGACAGGGUCGGAGAAGGGAGGGCUUCCUGGAGUCUGGGAAAUGCCUAUGUUUCUUUAGGGAACCACGAGGAGGCGCUGCGCUAUGCAAGGAAGCAUAUGGAAAUCUCAUGUGAGAUCGGUGACCGAAAUGGAGAGCUGACGGCUCGCAUGAAUGUAACACAACUGCGGUCCGCACUUGGCAUCAGUUCCAGCGUAGAUGAUGGAGACGCUUCGCGAUGUGAAGGUUAUGAAGCACAAGGUGCCAAACCUAAAAGGCUGCAUCGGUCUAGUAUGGACAGCUUAGACCUAAUAAAGUUCCCAUCUGAAAAGACCCAAAACGGCGACAAUCACCACACUCCAGGUGUAAAAAAGGACUUCUCUGCAAAACCCGCCAGGAGUAAAAAAUACAAAGAAAACCAGUAUUCUGCAGACUCGAGAACGCAGGAGGCCACCUCGGUGGAUGCGAUGGAUGUUAGAGUCCAAAUGCCUCAUCUGAAAAUCAAUCGGGCUCCUUCUGAUGAAGAAUGCUUCUUUGACCUCUUAAGUAAAUUUCAGAGUAACCGGAUGGAUGAUCAAAGAUGUACGUUAGAGGACAGCCAGAGCGGAGGUCCGGAGCCCACAGCGACACCUGUGCCCCCCCUGGACGACCGGAUAUCUUCUUCAUCGUUAAUGGCCUCGCCUCAGACAGAAGAGUUUUUUGACCUGAUAGCCAGUUCUCAGAGCAGACGGCUGGACGACCAGAGGGCAAACGUUGGGAACCUUCCUGGUCUACGACUAACGCACAAUAACAUGGGACAUCUGAGAGUAGAAGGCGACCAACAGGAGCCGGGGGACGAGUUCUUCAACAUGCUGAUGAAAUGCCAGUCUUCACGGAUAGACGACCAAAGAUGCGCCCCGCCAGACCCCAUGCCCAGAGGCCCCACGAUGCCAGACGAAGACUUCUUCAGCCUCAUUCAGAGAGUACAGGCCAAGAGGAUGGACGAACAGCGAGUAGAUAUCCCGUCCAGCCAGGAAGAAGGCGACCAUCAAAGUAAUCAACGGAGGCCAAACAACAGCUAAAGUGUUAGCUCUUCUGCCCAGACAAAGACCUACCUGUAACCAAGGAAGCAAACCUCCUGAGGAUCUGACUCCACGUAGUAUCUGAAAGCGCAAAACAACUUUUGAAUUAGAAUUUUUUUGUAUUUGCAUAGCUAAGGCGAAUCGUUAAACGUAUGUGAAAUAUCAAGUGUCUUCGCCCAAUCAGUAAAUUAACAAGGACGUUCCGUUUUUAUAGGACUUUUUUUUGUAGUAGGCGGCACCAGGCGAGAAUCUGCGAAGGCCGGAAACCUAAUAAUAGAGGCAAAGAGCCACAGAUUUCAGGUGGACGAGAUUUGCAGCACAAGCCAACUUCCGAGGAACAGGGGGCGUCGUGGCCCCCAAGCUUUACAGCGGGAGUAUAGUGGGAGAUGAUGGCGUUACUACUGUAUGUCGUAAGCGGGUAAGAAAGCAUGGCAAUGUUUACUCUGGACCCGGUCACUAAGGGCCUUAUUCACUAAAUGGCAAUAAUUACGCCGUUUUGUAGCUUAGUGAUUUUUUUUAAAAUAUUUUUUUUCUUUUGUAAUAUAUUCUUUAUGGAUUUUAAAGAACAAGUGAGACUGUACGUGACAUCCAUAAUGAAUGUGAGCGUACCGCCUAGAACGCGCUGUGUCUUACCUGGCAGGAUAACAGGUACUACUGUGAGCGUUCUAGCAAUAAUAUAGCGGGCAGCUAGGAGGCGCUGUCCUAGAUUUACUGCCGUUCAGUGAAUGAGGCCUAGAGAUUGCAAGCUACAAACUGCCGUGUCUCGUUCUCCAGCGGAGCCUCUCUUAUUCAUUAUUGUAAGGACCAAGGAACUCUAGGCAUUUCUUAAAGGCAGCCAAUCAGGGUGAGGCCUCCGAAAAUCGACAGGUUAUGCCCCCCCAGACCAUGAUCGUAGCCAGCGCAGCCAUGUCUACAAGAUGGACACUAAAAGCAGUGGGAAAAGUCUAUUAAGAGGGCAUUACAGGACUCGUAUCAGUCAUGCUGCUGAGGUAUUUUACUCACAGAUGAUUUAAUGUUCCCAUUCAAUAGCAGCAAGCAGAGAUUUUAAAAAUGGUAAGGAACUGGUUAAAAAAAAAAAAACUCGGUUAUUAAAACCAACAUAAAAAUGAACCUUUUUGCCCAUAGUGACCAAUCACGGUCCAGGUUUAUGUUACUGUACUCAUUAUACAAUAAUUAACCCUUUGAGUCUGUCUGGUAGGUGACACCUCACAGCAAACGAUUGUGGCUCUAUUCUGUUUCUAUUGGAGGUAUACGUUGAGAGUAUUCCCCGAUAUGUACAACUCACAUCAGCCACGGACUCCCAUUCUGUGCACUUUUUAUACUGUGUCCCUCUACAUAGGAAAGCGCAGCCCUGUACAUUAAAGGGCAUCUGUCAGCAGAUUUGUACCUAUGACUGACCUGUUACAUGUGCACUUGGCAGCUGAAGACAUCUG
Molecule: messenger RNA, 4219 nt
Organism: Bufo bufo (common toad)
Lineage: Eukaryota; Metazoa; Chordata; Amphibia; Anura; Bufonidae
Gene: GPSM1
Product: G protein signaling modulator 1
Exons: 16
Coding region: 798-2786 (662 amino acids)
Molecular function (GO): protein binding; GTPase regulator activity
Source: RefSeq, a predicted model, not a curated record